Messenger RNA from Lepus europaeus (European hare), 2044 nucleotides. RefSeq names its product amidohydrolase domain containing 1 (gene AMDHD1). Bases 40 to 1320 code for a protein of 426 amino acids. The transcript has 9 exons. NCBI's taxonomy places the organism in Eukaryota, Metazoa, Chordata, Mammalia, Lagomorpha, Leporidae. Gene Ontology annotation, cellular component: cytoplasm. The record is from RefSeq and is a predicted model, not a curated record. Gene Ontology annotation, molecular function: imidazolonepropionase activity.
CUCCCGCCGCGGGUCAGAGCCCGGCGGCCUCGCGGCGACAUGGCGGCCGGCCACCGCCUCCUGCUGGAGAACGCGCGGCAGGUGGUGUUGGUGUGCGCCCGCGGCGAGCGCUUCCUGGCUGGGGACGCGCUGCGCAGCCUGGCGGUGCUGGAGGGCGCCAGCCUGGUGGUGGGCAGUGAUGGGUUUAUAAAAGCGAUUGGUCCUGCUGAUGCUAUCCAAAGACAGUUUGCUGAAGAAACUUUUGAAGAAAGAAUUGACUGCUCUGGGAAAUGUAUCCUACCAGGUUUGGUGGAUGCGCACACCCAUCCCGUCUGGGCCGGUGAAAGAGUUCACGAGUUUGCGAUGAAGUUGGCAGGAGCCACCUACAUGGAUAUUCACCGGGCUGGAGGAGGAAUCAACUUCACCGUGGAGCGCACGCGCCAAGCCUCGGAGGAGGAGCUUUUCAGCUCCUUGCACCAGCGGCUGCAGUGCAUGCUGAGGGCUGGGACCACCCUGGUGGAAUGCAAGAGCGGAUACGGCCUCACCUUGGAAUCGGAGCUCAAGAUGCUGCGCGUGAUUGAGUGCGCCCGGCGCGAGCUGGACAUGGGCAUCUCGGCCACCUACUGCGGGGCUCACUCGGUGCCCAAAGGAAAAACUGCCGCGGAAGCUGCUGCUGACAUUGUCAGUAACCACCUCCCAAAGCUGAAAGAACUUGGCAGAAAGGGAGAAAUACACGUAGACAAUAUAGAUGUGUUCUGCGAGAAGGGUGUCUUUGACCUUGAGUCCACCAGAAGGAUUCUUCAGAGUGGAAAAGAGAUCGGGCUGCAGAUUAACUUCCACGGGGAUGAACUUCACCCAAUGAAGGCCGCCGAGCUUGGGGCUGAACUGGGAGCCCAAGCCAUCAGCCACCUGGAGGAAGUGAGUGAUGAAGGCAUCGCGGCCAUGGCAAUGGCCAGGUCCUCUGCCGUCCUCCUGCCCACCACGGCCUACAUGCUGAGACUGAAGCAGCCUCAAGCCAGGAAGAUGCUAGAUGAAGGUGUAAUAGUCGCUCUGGGCAGCGAUUUCAACCCUAACGCCUACUGUUUUUCAAUGCCACUAGUCAUGCACUUGGCCUGUGUCAACAUGAGGAUGUCCAUGCCUGAGGCUUUGGCUGCUGCCACCAUCAAUGCUGCUUAUGCCCUGGGAAAGUCUCACACACAUGGAUCUUUGGAAGUUGGCAAACAGGGAGAUCUCAUUGUCAUCAAUUCAUCCAGAUGGGAGCAUUUGAUUUACCAAUUUGGAGGACAUCAUGAAUUAAUUGAAUAUGUUAUAGUUAAAGGAAAAGUCAUCUAUAAAAAGUGAUAGAUCUGAAGGAAAAAAAAGACACCUCCACUGCAUCCAGGAAGCCAAUAGGUUAUAGUAAAAGUUAGAUACUGCAGUAGCUUAUCAGAACCACGUCGCCUAAACCUGAAUAUAUUCCGGUGUUUUGUUAAUCCACCUCAGAAACCCAAGGGGUUGUUUUAUUUAACAUGUGCACCUGGACUUAUGAACAGAUAAUGAACGUGAUGAUGUUAUGAAAACACAUUAUCUCACCAGGAUCGAUUGCAAACAAUCUGAAAAUUAACAGAAGCAGGCUUGGCUUGACAUUUCCACUUUAUGUCUGUAUUUCAAAUCUCAGCUUUUAGACCAUGUCUAGGGCACACUGGGGGAAGGAAGGAAAUCCAAGUGACAGGCCCCAGAGUGAGGUGAAACAGAGCCUUCUCUCAGUAAACAAACAGUACUUCCUUUCCCUACGCACUUGGCCUUCCUAGAUGCUUGUCCGGCAAAUUCGCCUCCCCCGAGGGAGUCCUUCCAUCCUGAGUAUCUUUUCAACCUUGACAAUGAAGCUUCACAACACAGUCCAUGUUCUGUUUUUUUUUUUUUUUUUUUUUUUUUUUUUUUUAACACAGGGGCUUUCCUACAGUGGAUGCAUUUUGACCUACCCCAAUGAUGUAAUUUUUAACAAUUGUUUCCAUGUUUUUGAUUCUUCACAUUACAAUUGUAUAAAAAAGAUUUUCCAGCUCUCAAUAAAUGUUUGCUUUCACUA